AUGUCGUUGAAUAUACAUAUCAAGUCUGGUCAGGACAAGUGGGAGGUGGCUGUGGCACCUGAAUGCACAGUGUUGCAGUUCAAGGAGGCGAUAAGCAAGGCGAACUCCAUCCCGGUGGCAAAUCAAAGAUUAAUCUACUCGGGGAAGAUUCUAAAAGAUGACCAAACCGUCGAUUCAUACCACAUCCAGGAUGGCCACAGCGUCCAUCUGGUGAAGUCGCAGCCCAAGCCAGACGCCGGUGGUGCCACCGGCGCGAAUAACGCCACCGCCACCAGUGCAGCAGUCGGAACCAGUGCCACCCCAAACAUGUCUUCGGGACAAAGUGCAGGCUUCAACCCAUUGGCCGAUUUGACCAGUGCUAGAUACGCCGGAUACUUGAAUAUGCCCUCUGCGGACAUGUUUGGCCCGGACGGUGGUGCGUUGAACAAUGACUCGAACAACCAGGACGAGCUGCUGAGGAUGAUGGAGAACCCCAUCUUUCAGUCGCAGAUGAACGAGAUGUUGAGUAACCCACAGAUGCUAGACUUUAUGAUCCAGUCCAACCCGCAAUUGCAGGCCAUGGGCCCGCAGGCCAGACAGAUGCUACAAAGUCCCAUGUUCAGGCAAAUGCUCACAAACCCGGAAAUGAUGAGACAGAGCAUGCAAUUCGCAAGAAUGAUGGAUCCCAACGCUGAUAACAGCGCUGCAUCUGCAUUCCCCGCUCCUGGUGGGGAUGCCUCAGAGGAGGGCGCCAACACGAACGCUGUCCCAUCGUCAAACGCAGGGACCAACGGAAGUGCCAACGCUGCAGCAAAUCCAUUUGCAUCUCUACUAAACCCUGCAUUGAAUCCUUUCGCCAACGCAGGAAACACCGCGCCCACGGGGAUGCCCGCCUUUGACCCUGCAUUACUAGCGUCCAUGUUUCAACCGCAGCAAGCCUCCGCACAGGCCUCCCAACCGGAGGACUCCAGACCACCAGAGGAGCGCUACGAGCACCAACUAAGACAAUUGAACGACAUGGGCUUCUUCGACUUCGAUAGAAACGUCGCGGCCCUCAGAAGAAGCGGCGGCUCCGUCCAAGGCGCUCUUGACUCACUACUGAACGGAGACGUCUAG
Messenger RNA from Saccharomyces kudriavzevii IFO 1802, 1095 nucleotides. It is a transcript of the gene DSK2, whose product is annotated as ubiquitin domain-containing protein DSK2. Lineage: Eukaryota; Fungi; Ascomycota; Saccharomycetes; Saccharomycetales; Saccharomycetaceae. The transcript has a single exon. Gene Ontology annotation, cellular component: cytosol. Gene Ontology annotation, molecular function: polyubiquitin modification-dependent protein binding. Gene Ontology annotation, biological process: ubiquitin-dependent protein catabolic process. The record is from RefSeq and is a predicted model, not a curated record. Bases 1 to 1095 code for a protein of 364 amino acids.